This is a messenger RNA of Colius striatus (speckled mousebird), 1167 nucleotides long. It is a transcript of the gene WNT10A, whose product is annotated as Wnt family member 10A. Gene Ontology annotation, cellular component: extracellular region. Gene Ontology annotation, biological process: neuron differentiation; cell fate commitment; canonical Wnt signaling pathway. The transcript has 4 exons. Bases 1 to 1167 code for a protein of 388 amino acids. Lineage: Eukaryota; Metazoa; Chordata; Aves; Coliiformes; Coliidae. The record is from RefSeq and is a predicted model, not a curated record. Gene Ontology annotation, molecular function: frizzled binding; cytokine activity.
AUGCGCCCGGCCCUGGCACACGGACUCUGCUCGCUGCUGCUCAGCCUCUGGGUACCCAGCUCCUGCUCCAAUGAGAUCCUGGGCCUGAAGCUGCCCUCAGAGCCGGUGCUGAACGCCAACACGGUGUGCCUGACACUGCCCGGGCUGACACGGCGGCAGCUGGAGGUCUGUGUGCGGCACCCAGAUGUCACUGCCUCGGCCAUCCAGGGCAUCCAGAUCGCCAUCCAUGAGUGCCAGCACCAGUUCCGGGACCAGCGCUGGAACUGCUCCAGCCUCGAGACCAAGAACAAGAUCCCCUACGAGAGCAUCAUCUUCAGCAGAGGCUUUCGGGAGAGCGCCUUUGCCUACGCCAUCGCCGCGGCCGGUGUGGUGCACGCCGUCUCCAACGCCUGUGCCCUGGGCAAGCUGCAGGCCUGCGGCUGCGACCAGAAGCGCCGCGGCGACGAGGAGGCCUUUCGGCGCAAGCUGCACCGUCUGCAGCUGGAGGCCAUGAACCGCGGCAAGGGCAUGGUGCACGGCGUGCACAUGGAGCACAUGCCGGCCGAGACCCCCGGCCUCCAGGACUCCUGGGAGUGGGGAGGCUGCAGCCCCGACGUGGACUAUGGGGAGAAGUUUUCCAAGGAUUUCCUGGAUUCCCGGGAAACAUACAGGGACAUCCACUCCCGCAUGAGGCUGCACAACAACCGCGUGGGCCGGCAGGUGGUGAUGGACAACAUGAGGAGGAAGUGCAAAUGCCACGGCACCUCAGGGAGCUGCCAGCUGAAGACGUGCUGGCAGGUGACCCCCGAGUUUCGCCUGGUGGGGUCCCUGCUCAAGGACCGCUUCUACGGGGCUACCCUCAUCCGGCCCCACAACCGCAACGCCGGGCAGCUGGAGCCGGGCCACGCUCGCCAUCGCCGCCGGGCCGGCAUCGGUGAGCUUGUUUACUUUGAGAAAUCACCUGAUUUCUGUGAGAGGGAACCGGCCCUGGACUCCUUGGGCACCCAAGGGCGCCUGUGCAACAAAACCAGCCCGGGCAUGGACAACUGCGAGAGCCUGUGCUGCGGCCGCGGGCACAACAUCCUGCGGCAGACGCGCAGCGAGCGCUGCAACUGCAAGUUCCACUGGUGCUGCUUCGUGGCCUGCGAGGAGUGUCGCAUCACCGAGUGGGUCAGCGUCUGCAAGUAG